Molecule: messenger RNA, 2271 nt
Organism: Myotis daubentonii (Daubenton's bat)
Lineage: Eukaryota; Metazoa; Chordata; Mammalia; Chiroptera; Vespertilionidae
Gene: ACOT11
Product: acyl-CoA thioesterase 11
Biological process (GO): acyl-CoA metabolic process
Cellular component (GO): cytoplasm; cytosol
Molecular function (GO): lipid binding; long-chain fatty acyl-CoA hydrolase activity
Source: RefSeq, a predicted model, not a curated record
GGGAGGGAAGCCUGCAGCUGGGUGGUUCACCGUCUGCCAGCCUGGGCCCGGGGAUCUGGAGCUUCCAGGCCCCUGGGAGCGACCCCAGAGCCAGGAGACCCCGUGGGGAGGAUUCAGGGGCUGGAACCGGGGUGACUAAGUUUGGCUGGAAGCAAAGCAAGUGUGCGGCUAGGAGCCCAGUGGGCGGGCACCGGGCCCCCUGAGGUGGCUGUGCCCCAGCUGGCAGCCUCUUUCCUUCCUGUCCUCGGGGCAGGCACAGGAGCUGCUGUGCGGGGGCUCUAGGAGAAGGGGGGCAGAGGGCAGUCUGCGCGAGGCUGGGGCCUGGGCUCAGCGGGGGCGGGCGCUUGGGAGGAGGAGCGGGAGGAGACUGACUGCCCACAGGCUUCAUAUGGAGCCGGAGCGACUGUUGCUCAGGUGACUCGCGGCUCUUGGAGGGUGCUGCCACCCGUGUGCCACCGGCUAGCUAGCGGGGUCUCAGCCACCAUGAUGCAGAAUGUUGGAUCUCAACUGCGAAAGGGCUUCGCCUCCGUGUUCUCGGGCCGUCAGUCCCGGAAGUCAACCUCCCGCACAGAGAAAACCAUGGCAGAUGGCGAGGAGUACCGGAACCCCACCGAGGUGCAGAUGAGCCAGCUGGUGCUGCCCUGCCACACCAAUCAGCGUGGCGAGCUGAGCGUCGGGCAGCUGCUCAAGUGGAUUGACACCACGGCCUGCCUGUCUGCGGAGAGGCAUGCUGGCUGUCCCUGCGUCACGGCCUCCAUGGAUGACAUCUAUUUUGAGCACACCAUUAGAGUCGGACAAGUGGUGAAUAUCAAGGCCAAGGUGAACCGGGCCUUCAACACCAGCAUGGAGGUGGGCAUCCAGGUGGCCUCCGAGGACACUUGCUCUGAGAAGCAGUGGAGCGUGUGCAAGGCCUUGGCCACCUUUGUGGCCCACCGUGAGCUCUCCAAGGUGAAGCUGAAGCAGAUCUCGCCACGGACGGAGGAGGAGAAGACUGAGCACAGUGUGGCCGCCGAGCGCCGACGCAUGCGGCUGGUCUACGCGGACACCAUCAAGGACCUCCUGGCCAACUGGGCCAUUCAGUAUGAUCUGGAGAGCAGAGACUGCAGCCAUGUGGUGCCGGCCGAGAAGACGCGGGUGGAGAGUGUGGAGCUGGUCCUGCCUCCCCACGCCAAUCACCAGGGCAAUACCUUCGGGGGCCAGAUCAUGGCCUGGAUGGAGAAUGUGGCCACCAUUGCAGCCAGCCGGCUGUGUCGUGCCCACCCUACGCUGAAGGCCAUUGAGAUGUUUCACUUCCGGGGACCCUCCCAGGUUGGGGACCGCCUGGUGCUCAAGGCCAUUGUGAACAACGCCUUCAAACAUAGCAUGGAGGUGGGCGUGUGCGUGGAGGCCUACCGCCAGGAGGCCGAGGCCCAUCGGCGGCACAUCAACAGCGCCUUCAUGACCUUUGUGGUCCUGGACCCAAAUGACCAGCCCCAGAUGCUGCCCUGGAUUCGGCCCCAGCCUGGGGACGGUGAGCGGCGGUACCGAGAGGCCAGUGCCAGGAGGAAGAUCCGCCUGGACAGGCAAUACAUUGUGUCCUGCAAGCAGGAGGAGAUGCCUCUCUCUGUGCCCUGGGACCCAAGCAACCAGGUGUAUCUGAGCUACAACAACAUCUCCUCCCUGAAGAUGCUUGCGGCCAAGGACAACUGGGCGCUGUCCUCGGAGAUCAACCAGGUCGGCCUGUACACCCUGGAGGAUGACAAGUACCUCUCCUUCCACAUGGAGAUGUUGGUGAAUGUGGAUGCGGCCCACGCCUUCCUGCUGCUCUCAGACCUGCGUCGGAGGCCUGAGUGGGACAAGCAUUACCGGAACGUGGAACUAGUGCAGCAGGUGGAUGAGGACGAUGCCAUCUACCAUGUCAUCAGCCCCACUCUCGGCACUGACCCCAAGCCCCAGGACUUCGUGAUCCUGGCCUCUCGGCGGAAGCCUUGCGACCACGGGGACCCCUAUGUCAUUGCACUACGGUCAGUUACGCUGCCCACCCACCCCGAGACGCCAGAGUACAGGCGUGGGGAGACCCUCUGCUCAGGCUUCUGCAUCUGGCGCGAAGGGGACCAGAUGACCAAGGUGUCCUACUACAACCAGGCCACCUCGGGCUUUCUCAAUUAUGUGACCACCAACGUGGCCGGCCUCUCUUUGGAGUUCUACAACACCUUCAAGGCCUGUGAGAAGUUCCUUUUGGACAACCGAAAUGAUCUGGCGCCCAGCCUCCAGACCCUCUAGGCACCGCAG